Messenger RNA from Heterobilharzia americana, 726 nucleotides. Lineage: Eukaryota; Metazoa; Platyhelminthes; Trematoda; Strigeidida; Schistosomatidae. The record is from the annotation of a GenBank genome assembly.
AUGGAUUCUGAAUCAUUAUCGCACAUUAUAUCUAAUGCAGAUUUAAAGUCCAAUUAUGAGUCUACUACACACACUUCUGAAGGUGCUGUAACUAGACGUGGUCACUCAAACAAUCCUUCAACUGUCUCUUCUAAUACUGCAUGUUGGCAUCGUCCUACCAAGUCAUUCAGCAGACAACGUAAUACUAGUUCAAGCAGUACAAGUCGUAAUUCUCUUGUAAAUAUCGUAUCUCUAUGGCCAUCUACAACGUUAAGUUAUCCGGAUCCAUUGAUAAGUUACAAUCCAUUUCUUCUGGAUGAUCCAGAACUUUUAGUUGCUACCGGAAAGCGUGUACUGAAGCUUCCAAACUAUCUAACUAGUAUUUUGGGAUAUGUUCGUCCAAAUGAACGUAAACGUGAAGUUAAUCGGGAAUUCCAUGAAAGAUUUCCACUGAUACAGAUUACACUUACCAAAUUGCGCAGUAUAAAAUUAGUAUUAGUGCAGAUUGUACAAAAGUUGUCUUUGGACCUGUGGGUUUGUGCACAUGCCCAUGUACUCUUUGAAAAGUUGAUCCUAAAGUUAUUUAUAACAAAAUUGAAUCGAAAGCUGUGUGCUUCAGCGUCACUAAUGAUCAGUGCGAAACUGAACGAUGUUAAAGGCUCUGAUUUCACUAGUCUACUUCAAAAAACUCUAUUUUCAUUUAUUCAAAACUAUUGGCAGUUUGUAUUCUGUGAAUUGAAUAAAUAG